AUGAUGGCCGCCUGUCACCCCCGUCAUGGCCACUACCUAACCGUGGCUGCCAUUUUCAGAGGUCGCAUGUCUACAAGGGAGGUGGAUGAGAAAAUGUUCAACAUUCAGAAUAAGUACAGCAGCUACUUUGCUGAACGGCUCCCUCACAACGUGAAAACAGCCGUCUGUGACAUCCCACCCCGGGAGCUAAAAAUGUUGGCCACCUUCACUGGUAACAACACAGCCAUCCAAGAGCUCUUCAAAUGCACCUCCGAACAGUUUACAGCUAUGCUCAGGCGCAAGGCCUUCCUGCACUGGUACAUGGGCGAGGGCAUGGAUGAGAUGGAGUUCACCGAGGCUGAGAGCAACCUUAAUGACCUGGUGUCAGAAUACCAGCAAUACCAAGUGCCACAGCUGAGGAGGAGGAGUUUCAGGAGUGUGCUGAGGAGGAGGUAG
Molecule: messenger RNA, 435 nt
Organism: Cebus imitator (Panamanian white-faced capuchin)
Lineage: Eukaryota; Metazoa; Chordata; Mammalia; Primates; Cebidae
Product: tubulin beta chain-like
Exons: 1
Coding region: 1-435 (144 amino acids)
Biological process (GO): mitotic cell cycle; microtubule cytoskeleton organization
Cellular component (GO): cytoplasm; microtubule
Molecular function (GO): GTP binding; GTPase activity; structural constituent of cytoskeleton
Source: RefSeq, a predicted model, not a curated record